Messenger RNA from Vicugna pacos (alpaca), 939 nucleotides. It is a transcript of the gene C1QBP, whose product is annotated as complement C1q binding protein. Gene Ontology annotation, biological process: negative regulation of mRNA splicing, via spliceosome; regulation of complement activation; cytosolic ribosome assembly. Lineage: Eukaryota; Metazoa; Chordata; Mammalia; Artiodactyla; Camelidae. Gene Ontology annotation, molecular function: transcription corepressor activity; complement component C1q complex binding; kininogen binding. The record is from RefSeq and is a predicted model, not a curated record. Gene Ontology annotation, cellular component: nucleus; plasma membrane; mitochondrial matrix.
GGGUCAGUUCAGCUGCCCGGCCUCCUGCAGCCUCGGGGGCCCUGUGCCUGCGGCUGUGGCUGCGGCAGACUGCACACCGAAGGGGACAAAGCUUUUGUUGACUUCCUCAGUGAUGAGAUUAAGGAGGAAAAGAAGAUUCAGAAGUAUAAGUCUCUCCCCAAGAUGUCUGGAGGUUGGGAUCUGGAGGUGAAUGGGACAGAAGCCAAAUUAGUGCGGAAAAUUGCUGGAGAAAAGAUCACUGUCACUUUCAACAUUAACAACAGCAUCCCACCCCCAUAUGAUGGAGAGGAAGAGCCCUCCCAAGGGCAGAAGGUUGAAGAACAGGAGCCUGAAUUGACGUCCACUCCCAAUUUCGUGGUUGAAGUGAUAAAGGAUGGCAGCAAGAAGGCCCUGGUGCUGGACUGUCACUACCCAGAGGACGAGGUUGGGCAAGAAGAGGAGGACCAGAGUGACAUUUUCUCCAUCAAGGAAGUGAGCUUUCAGCCCACUGAAGAGUCUGACUGGAAGGACACAAAUUACACACUCAACACAGAUUCCCUGGAUUGGGCUUUAUAUGACCACCUAAUGGAUUUCCUUGCGGACCGAGGCGUGGACAACACUUUCGCCGAUGAGUUGGUGGAGCUCAGCACAGCCCUGGAGCACCGGGAGUACAUCACUUUCCUCGAGGACCUCAAAGGUUUUGUCAAAAGCCAGUAGAGGUGACAAGGUGCCGAACACCGUAAUUUGAUGGCAGGCUUCGGCCAGUGAACAGCAAAACCUACUCCGGAGCCAGACCCACAUGCUUUGAAAUGGUUUUCAUCCCAGUAUCAUGGAAAAUAAUUCAAUUUUAACUUAUUUUUCCUGCCUCUUAUUGACCUCUCAUUUAUUUCUUCUACAGACCUGUUUCUAGAUUUUUGUAUAACAUAAUGAUGGACAGUAAAAUUGGUUUAUCUCCUCUAA